CAUGGAGCGCUACUACCGCCUGCUCCGCGCCGCCGCGCUGCUGGAGGCCGCCGCCGAAACUGCAGUACCCAUCUGUGCAAAGGACAUCAGUGAUGAUCUGAUGAAAGAGUUUGCUUUUCUGUCUGGUGGAAGGGGGAAGGACAAGGCUUGGAUCAUCACCCUGCCCGACAACGCUGGCUUCAACCAGGUGCCCGAGGAGAGCGUGGCCAGGGUCCUGACCUACCUGACCUCAGUGCCAAGUCAGCAUGAGUCUGACACUAAAUUUAUCCUAAUCCUGGAUAGAAGACUGGACACAUGGACAUCAGUCAAAACGACUCUCCAAAAAAUAGCAGCCUCCUUCCCAGGGAACCUGCACCUGGUGAUGGUUCUGCGGCCCACGGGGUUUUUCCAGCGCACCUUCACCGACAUCGGCUUUCGCUUCAGCCAGGAGGAUUUCCUGCUCAAGUUACCGGUGGUGAUGCUGAGCUCGGUCAGUGACCUGCUGACGUACAUCGAGGAGCAGCAGCUGACCCCCGAGCUGGGGGGCACGCUGGAGUACUGCCACAGCGAGUGGGUCAUCUUCAGGACGGCCAUCGAGAGCUUUGCCCUGACCGUGAAGGAGAUUGCCCAGAUGCUGCAGUGCUUCGGCACGGAGCUGGCGGAGGCCGAGCUGCCCGAGGACAUGCGCUCCAUCGAGCGCCUGCUGGCCCUGCGCACCGAGAGGUACUGCCAGCUCAAGGAAGAUAUCACAGCAGUCACAAAAGAGGGAAACUUGCUUUUGAGCAGUUUUGAAGAGCCAGAGCCAGGGGAAUGCAGCCAGGAGCAGCAGCCAGAGAGGCCUGGGGACUGGGAGACGGUGAAUCGGUUGCUGGGUCAGCUGCGAGAGAUGGAGACUGCUUUUGAUGGCUUCUGGGAAAAGCACCAGUUAAAAAUGGAGCAAUAUUUGCAGCUCUGGAAGUUUGAGCAAAGUUUUCAAGAGGUCAAGAAUGCCAUUGAAUUUUUAAUGGGUCAGCAGGCAGAGCUGCCUGAUACUGGGGACAGCAUCCCCCAGGUGAAACAGAGGCUCAAGGACUUGGAGCACUUCGAUGGCAUGGCUCAGGAGCUGAUGGGCAAGGCUCAGGUGGUGAUCCUGCACGGGCACCAGCUGGCAGCCAACCACCACUACGCCCUGAACCUGAUCUGCCAGCAGUGCAACGAGCUGCGGCACCACUGCGACCUGCUGGCUGAGCACGGCAAGAGGAAGCAGGUGCGCCUGCAGAAGACCUUGGAGCUCCACAGCCGCCUUCAGCAGGCUCUGCAGUGCUGUGAUGAAGGUGCCUACCUGCUCGCCAACCAGCAGAUGGACAAGUGCCAGUCUAAAGAAGGCGCUCAGAAAGCGCUCCAGGACAUAGAAAGAUUUCUUGAAAGCUCUUCGUCCUACUUAAACCAUGAUCCCCAAGCCCUACUCUGCGAUUUUGAGUCGAUCUUAACGCCCGAGCUGAAGUGCCACAUCCAGUCGGUGCAGGUGAAGCUGGAGAACGUGCGGGGCAUGUUUGAGAGCAGGCAGUCGUGCUUCAGGAGGCUGCUGGACAAGCACGUGCGGCCCGUGCAGCUCGUGGCUCCUCGGCCAGAGAACCCCCCCCGAGCCAAGUCACCCUUGUUCUCUCCUAAGCACGGUGUAGAUUUUAAUUCCAGUUUGAAAUUUUCAUUCGAUCUCUCUCUCCCUGGGAAGAAAACUUCAAGAAAAACACCAAGUUCUCGCAAGAUCGAGGUCAUGCACGACUACCAGGAGAAGAGGAAUUCCUUGCAGUACUUCAUUUCAGACAGUGAGGACAGCCUGGACGUGCUGAAAGGCCAUGUCAUAAAUGAGCUUAUAGAAACAGAGAGAGUGUAUGUGGAGGAGCUCUUCACUGUCCUGACGGGCUACAGAGCUGAGAUGGAUAACCCUGCCAUGCUGAUCCUGCUGCCCCCCGUGCUGAGGAACAGGAAGGACGUUCUCUUUGGGAACAUGCCCGAGAUCUACGACUUCCACAACAAAAUCUUCCUGCACAGUCUGGAGAGCUGCCUGGGAGCACCUGAGCGAGUGGGCUGCUGUUUCCUGGACAGGCGGGAGGAUUUCCAGAUGUAUGAGAAGUACUGCCAGAACAAGCCCCGCUCCGAGUCCCUCUGGAGGCAGUGCUCCGAGAGCUCCUUCUUCCAGGAAUGCCAAAGGAAGUUGGAGCACAAACUGGGGCUGGAUUCCUAUCUGCUCAAACCAGUGCAGCGCCUGACAAAGUACCAGUUACUUCUGAAGGAGCUGCUAAAGUACAGCACGAGCUGUGAUGGAGUUCAGGAACUUCAGGAAGCUCUGGUCGCAAUGCUGGAUUUGCUGAAGUCAGUCAACGACUCCAUGCAUCAGAUUUCAAUCACAGGAUAUGAUGGUGACCUGAGCGAACUGGGGAAAGUAUUGAUGCAGGGAUCUUUCAGUGUUUGGGCAGGACACCGAAAAGGGCCCACAAAAAUGAAGGAUCUGGCCAGGUUCAAGCCCAUGCAGAGGCACCUGUUUCUGUAUGAGAAAGCCUUGGUCUUCUGCAAGAAGAGAGAGGAGCACGGAGAUGGAUAUGACAAAACCUCAUCUUACAGCUUUAAGCACUUUCUGAAAAUGAACGCAGUGGGGAUAACUGAGAAUGUGAAGGGAGACCAUCGGAAAUUUGAGAUCUGGUACAGUGGGAGAGAGGAGGUCUACGUGGUGCAGGCCCAAACAGUAGAUCUGAAGAUGGCGUGGUUGAAUGAAAUAAGAAAAAUUUUGUUCAAGCAGCAAGAGCUUAUAAAAGCAGGGGAGAAGCAGCAGCCUGGCUCGUGCUCGGAGCAGCUCCCGCUCUCCUCCCAGCUGGGGGACAGGAAGCAGCAGAGAGCCUCCAUCAGCUCGGAAGAGAACGACUCGGAGCGCAGCAGCCCGGUGCUGCUGGACAGCGGGCCGGUGUCCCCCCAGAGCAAACCCCACAGAAGCUGGCCGGGAAUGUCGCAGUCCCUGGAGAUCUGCGAGGGGCUGGAGGAGUGGGCAGGGCAGCAGUGCCUCUCCAACUGCUCGGACACCGAGGAGGAGGAUGGCAGCCAGCUGUCUCCAGGAAAAUACAAAGCCCUUGCAGACUGCAAGAGGAGGGGAUCAGAGGAUCUGCUGGUGAAAAACGGGGAUGAAAUCCAGCUCUUGCAUGAAGAUGGUGAGGGACAGUGGUUGGUGAAAAACCUAAACAGAAGAAAAGAAGGCUGGAUUCCUGUGCACAGUCUGCAGAUUGUAGUCGGUGACUGCAGGUUUCGGAAUGCCAAAGUUGCAGAUUUCAUUGCACGAGCACUGGGUAGAAGACCGGGGAGAAGAGAUGGAGUCUGACCAGGCAUUCCCAGGACUUUUGCCUCCUCCCUGCUGUAGCUCACUCCCCGUGUGAGCAGCAGGUACCUAAGCAAACUCCUCCUGCUGCAAAGACAUCGUGGCCUGACCCCAGCACUCCAAAGGCAAUACUUCCUCCCUGCUGCCUCACUCCUGCCCUCACUGCUGCCUGCUGGUUAAUCCAUCCUUAGAUGAAGUUUAUUACAAACAGGUUGCCAGGUUUCAGCCAAAGGCUCGGAGUCUCCAAACCCAGAGUUCUCAUUUUCUAGCUGUAACUGUACAUAGAAAUAGACAGGGAAGCAUAAGAGAUGACACAAGAAAAUGCCUUAAGAGCAGCCUGCUGCCCUUGCCAUGUCCACAGUGUCACUGCUCCAUGUGUUGCCUCAUCACCACGCUGUCCUCUGCAAGUGGGAGAGCAGGGCUGGAGAUGGAACAGCUCAGGAAGCCCACACAGACUUAGUCCAUUAAGAAAUAAAUAAAUAAAAUUGCUAGCUAUAACUGUAUGAAGCAAGUUUUGCAAGGAGAUUUCUCCUUAAAUACUUCUUUCUGUCAGAAUCUAUUUUUUUGAUGGAGGUGAAGGAAGCCAUCUGAAAGGCUUAGAAUUCCAGUCAGCUCUUGAUGGUUUUUUGGUAUUUCAGUGAAAUCCUCCUAUACAGGAAGGUUUUUUUAUCCCCUUUGUUGCAGGACACUCAGAUCUCAGAGGCUGAAGGUUUGCUGAUUUUCUGUAAGGGGUAGCUUGCUACCAGUGUUCAGAGUUUACUGGCACCCUGUUUUCAAGAUGUUUUAUGGCUCCCUUGAUCUUCUCUCCAUGUGUAGCUAUCCCUUCUCACCAGGUCCUAUGCAGAAGGGUUUUCCAGCUGUGAAUGCAUCUCAAAAAAAGGUGCUGGGAAACUCUGAACCCUGGUUUGCAUUGUCAGUGGUCACAUCCCCAAAAACCUAGAGACUGUCAGCUCUGGACUGGUUUAAAAGCUGCUGAGUACAAACUGAGGGGAAUUGCACGGGGUGGAACCACAGCAAAUGCCUCCUGUGAGUGCCACACACUGCCCAGGGACUCCAGAGCCGUGUCCCAGGGUCUGAGAGCACUGGGGCUCUGUUUUCCCUGCCAAGGUAACCGUUCUCUUUGCUGUUUCUGAUGGUGCUGCAGUCCCAAGGCACGAUCCUACCUUACACACACCCCAGGAAAUACUGGGGAUGGCGUAGGAUGUUCUCUUGCUGCUUCCUAGAGCUAUUCCUGGAGCUUUUCAGCAGUGUGUCCUUACAGCCAUAAGCAGCUUGCACUCUAGAUUGAUUUUCCUGCAGUAUUCUGCGCUCAGCAUUGCCUUUCCCCCGGGGCUGGUCCCUUUUCCCUGCCGGUGACUCUGGCUCCUUGCAGAGGGCCGGGCUGGCUCCUGGCUGCUGCCUCGGAAGAUGGAGCUCUUGCUCCAGGAUAGCAGAGGGAGACUUGGGCAGCCAGCUCUGGAGCCAGGCAGGGGCAGAGGGAGCCCCAGAGCCCUCGGGAGUGUGAGCUGCUCGUGCUGAGAUGCUGGCUUGCAUGUUGGCAGUGUGAGCUUGACCUUGUGGGGUCCCCGGCAGCUUGGAGAGUUUUGGGGUCGCUUCAGUGCUGGGGGAGAGGCAGGUCUGGCACUUGUGGGGGCAGUGCCUGUCUUACUGCUCAGCUCCCCAGUUAAAACUGUGCCCAGUCACAGAAUUUCACAGCAGAAUUCAUACAAAUCUGGGGUUUGGGAUUUUUUUCAGGGUGAAGCCUUUAGCUGAAUAGAAUAAAUGGUUUCCUUACCUUCACUUUUCUCCUUACAUUUGUCCUGUGGCCCCACAGGAUGGCUGAUACCUGCAUGCCUACAAGCUGUUCCUCUCCCCUCCUGCUACUUAUUCCAGUGUUGAGCCAAUGCAGAUCACAAUGAAGUCACAGGGAGCUCUUUGCUGUCCAUUUUAAGUUAGCAGAGGGGUAUUUGGUGAAUGCUUU
Messenger RNA from Onychostruthus taczanowskii (white-rumped snowfinch), 5282 nucleotides. It is a transcript of the gene MCF2, whose product is annotated as MCF.2 cell line derived transforming sequence. Gene Ontology annotation, molecular function: protein binding; guanyl-nucleotide exchange factor activity. Gene Ontology annotation, cellular component: cytoplasm. NCBI's taxonomy places the organism in Eukaryota, Metazoa, Chordata, Aves, Passeriformes, Passeridae. Bases 2 to 3325 code for a protein of 1107 amino acids. The record is from RefSeq and is a predicted model, not a curated record. The transcript has 30 exons. Gene Ontology annotation, biological process: dendrite development; intracellular signal transduction.